CAAAUAAACAAACAAACAAAAAGAAUGUCCCAGGAACUCAGGAUUUAUUUUUUGCUGUUCUUCUUGAGCCAUGCAGUAGCAGUUGUGAAAUCUCCAAAUUCCAGGCAAGAUUUGCCUCCAUUAUUGCAAAAAAUGACAGAUGACAUAAUAGAUGGAAGAUAUCUGAAUGCUCUUCUUGACCUCAUCCAAUUUCAGAGUUCUAAUGUGUGGACGGCAGACGUGUCACAGAAAGUCAUGUCUUUUUUGCAGUCUCAGAAUGUUGCCUUUACAGUAAGCAGCCUGCAGGUUGCUAUGAAAAGCUACCUAGAGCACCUUUUGUACCAGCCCCAUCAGUUGCUGGCAGAUUUCCGGCAGACAGAUCACCAGCAGUUCCAAACUGCCAUGAAGAGUCUCUUCGAUAACAAGAAGGGACGCUUGGAGCUCGAAGACAUCGUCAUUGACCUGGAAGAGAUCAGAGAGCGUGUCCUGCAGACCCCUGGAGGAAAUCGCACCUUGUUCCUCAUUACUCUGGAGAAAUGUUUCCAGGUUUUGAGUUCCAUUGAGUGUGUGGAUAUUUUGAGCCAGUUGUUGAAGGUAUCCUCAGUGAGCUAUCUCCAGCCUGAGAUUGUCAGGAGCCUCCCCAGUGAUCUCCAGGAAGACUCCUUCAAGAACUUGUCUUCAGUGUUCAAGGACAUAUAUGACAAAACCUCAGCACACACGCAGAGAGCCCUCUACUACUGGAUGACGGAGAUUUUGCAGAAAUCUUCUAAUGCUAGCGAUGAUUCCGUCUCUUGGGUCAGUGCGGAAAACCUUUGGAUUUUGGGAAGAUACAUGGUUCACCUCCCAAUUGAAGAAAUUAUGAAAAUCAGUUCUGUUGAAAUUGGCUUGUUCAUUAGCUAUGACAAUGCAACCAAACAACUGGAUACAGUUUAUGACAUCACACCUGAGCUGGCUCAAGCUUUCUUGGAGAGAAUCAGUUCUUCAAGCUUCGACGUGAGAAACACCUCCACCAUACACAGGUUGGGCUUGCUGGUUUGUUUUUAUGAUGACCUAGAGGAACUCGACGCCACUGUGGCCCAGGUUUUACUUCAUCAGAUGAUCAAAUGCAACCAGUUAAGAGGUUUUCAAGCUGAUGUUCAGAAGCUCAAAGCUGAGCUUCUGGAUGUCGCCAUGGAGAACCAAACCCUGAAUGACACCCUGGGCUCCCUGUCUGAUGCAGUUGUUGGGCUGACAUGCGGCCAGUUAGAGUCCCUAGCCCCCGAGGCUGUGCAGAAUGCCAUCUCUACGCUCAGCCUGGUGUCGGGUUGGGCCAAGGGCCAGGCCAUCAUUCUCUCUGGCAAAUACUUGGCCCACGAGAAGGUCAUAUCUUUCUACAACAUCAGCCAAAUGGGUGCACUUCUGGCUGGGAUCAGCACACAGACUUUCUAUAAUAUAGACUCUAAGGAGCUCUCUAAUAUUGUUAAGGGGACUAUCUCCCAACACGCGUCGGAUUUAUCACUGGCUCAGCAGCAAGGUAUCCUCAGCAAGAUGAUUGAAUCCGGAGAUAUUUCCUCAGCUGUUGUAGAUGAGCAAGGGGUUUUCUUCAAGGAGUUGUCUCUCUCUGACUUAUGGAAGGAAUCAGGUUUUAACUCUUCAGUUGUGAAAGAAAAGGAGCUACGGAGAAGCCAGGCCUUGUUUCUCUAUGAGUUCUUGUCAAAGAUGACUGGAAAGCCCGAUGACCUUCUAAGUGUAGGGCAGCUGGUGAAAGGAAUAACAUGCCAGCAGAUUGAGAGCAUGAGCACUAACUCAUUUUUGAGCCAUUUCAAGUGCUUUGAAAAUCAUCUUCAGUUGCUUUCGCCAUAUCAGGUUAAUUGUUUGGCUUGGAAGUAUUGGAAAGUCUCCAGCUCCUCUCUACCUCCGUACCUCUUAUUGGCACUCCCAGCCCACUAUCUGGACCUGAUGUCAGCUUCUCAGUGCAUACCAUUUCUGAUCAGCAUAGGGAAGAUUCAACUGGAUGCUCUGGUUAUAGAUUCUUACAAAAAGAAUUUAGUCCUCAGAAAAGUGCAGCUGUGCCUGAAUGAUUCCAUUGCUGAUGACUAUGAUGUAGACAUAGUUGGAAAUCUCCUCUGCCAUUUGCCUCCAACAAUGAUCCACCAUGGGAUCUCUCUCAGGGCCAUCUCCACAGCGAUCCACCGAUUCAAACUCUGCAGGAGCCUCAGCCCUGAGCAGAAAACUCAAAUCAAAUACAGGCUUCUGGAACUGCAUGGGCCCCCUGAGAAUUGGACAAUGGAAACUACAAAGGAUAUUGGACCAUUUCUAGUACUUUUCUCAGGAGAAGAAUUAGAUGUCAUUGCCUCAAAGUUCCCCAAUAUAAUUCAGCAAGUAGCUUCCAAGUUGAGGGGAACCCGCCCCCCUGAAGAAUUCCUCUGGGCUGUUUUUGAGUCUGUCCAGAACUCCAGCAGCUAUGUUCAGGCCUCUGACGUCAGACCCGAUUGCUUAGGAAUCACAGCUCCCUCUUCCAAGGACAUCCUGAAGUUAGCAGAAGCCAAUGCAUGCUGGUCUCCUCAGGAGUUGCUGUGUAUGAGAGAAGAUACAUUCACCAAGAAUGUGGAGCUACUCGGCGCGGUGUUGAGUUUCAGCCACUCUCAGCUAACCGCUUUGAAGGAGAAAGCUAAACAGGCUUGGGAUAGUCCACCUUAUUGGAAAAACCAUCAGAUCAUCUCCUUGGGGCGUAUUGCUCUGACUCUGAAUGAAAGUGAGAUUGAAGAAUUAGACCUGAAGUCCAUCGACACAGUUGCUGCACUGAGUCAGCAGACAGAAUGGACACCUGAACAGGCUAGAUCCAUUCUGCGAGGGUUUCUGGAAGAUUCUCAUCAAAGAGUCCCGGAACUGAAGAGUUUUGAUUUAGUAGGACUUGGUAUGAACCUAUGUGCUCUUAAGGCUGCUGAAAUCCCAUUGAUACGGACCGCAGAAUUCAGUGCUGUGGCAGCCAGGAUUGGCACCUUGUUGUGCAGCGCUCCUGUCUUGGAGGGUUUUAAGAAGAAAGCAGAGGAUGUGUUUGGGCAUCCAACUAAGUGGAACAGUUCUGUAGUUCAUGAGAUUGGGACAAUCGCAGCUGGAUUAACUAAGGAAGAAUUAAAAGUUUUGGACAAGGACUUGAUGCCAUACUUCCAGCCAACAGCAAUAAAGUGCAUUCCUGAUGAAGUAUUUAAAGAGCUCUCCCCAGAGCAGAUCGCAAACUUGGGCCCGGAGAAUGCAGCCUCGGUGACAGGGUCACAGCGCAGGCAUCUCAACACGCCGCAGCUGCACAGUCUCCAGCUAGCGCUGGAUGGAGCCAGGACUCGUUUCCAAGACGAUGCUUCAGUGAGCGAAAGUACUACAAGAUCCAUCUCUGGCCCUGCUUCCAACUCUGCUCCAAUCCCCAGUAGCUCCAGCCUUUGGUUAUGGCCACUGUUGGUCAUGUUGGAAAAGUAUUGAUGCCUAGAUAUCGGUGGACAUGCUAUGAGACGUUUCAGCGAGGUUACUGAUUAAGCAACCAAAAUUUACUUUUUCUGAAGUUGCUCUGGGCUUUGCAGUUGUAGAAAUUAAGUGUAGUUGCAUUUAAAUUUUGGUUGAUCAUUUUUUAGCAACAUCAAACUGAUAGCUCAGCAAUGCACAAUUUUGAGGAACCAAUAAAUCUUCUUUGCCUUGGUGAAGUAAUUUCUAAAAGAAAAAAACACUGCAGGUUAUCUCUAGCCCCACGCGGCAACAGGAGGAUAUCAGAGCUCAGAAAGGCUUCCAUGCACUUCGUUUCUAAUGAGAACUGUGAAAGGCAAGUAGAUGUGGACUAGAUUCUCAUUCUAUAUAAUUUGGCUAGAGUUCCCUAUUUUUAAAGGCAAACGAGUGCUGGUUCCCAAAGCAUUACUGUGGUGAUUCUUUAGAAAUUCUGUGCCACUUUGUUUAGAUCAGGAAAGUGGCAGUUUGCUCUCUCACUAUCUAGGACUGCUGUUUCACAUAGAAAUUCAGAUUCUGAUUAUACACUUUUUCUUUUCAUGGAGCAUAAAAAUCCAGCUCUUAUUUUUAAAAUCAGAUUUUUAAUGUAUUCCGAAAAAGGUAGACAGGCUUUUAAAAUCGAGUCUACAAAAUGUUUUUUUUCAUAUGUAGCAGAAUAUUAUAACAGAAAAUAAAGCUUGCAAUAACA
This is a messenger RNA of Tachyglossus aculeatus (Australian echidna), 4138 nucleotides long. It is a transcript of the gene OTOA, whose product is annotated as otoancorin. The coding region runs from base 25 to 3435 and encodes 1136 amino acids. The record is from RefSeq and is a predicted model, not a curated record. Gene Ontology annotation, biological process: cell-matrix adhesion. The transcript is spliced from 29 exons. NCBI's taxonomy places the organism in Eukaryota, Metazoa, Chordata, Mammalia, Monotremata, Tachyglossidae. Gene Ontology annotation, cellular component: cell surface.